Oryzias latipes (Japanese medaka) is the source of this 759-nucleotide messenger RNA. RefSeq names its product cilia and flagella associated protein 144 (gene cfap144). Gene Ontology annotation, cellular component: ciliary base. NCBI's taxonomy places the organism in Eukaryota, Metazoa, Chordata, Actinopteri, Beloniformes, Adrianichthyidae. The record is from RefSeq and is a predicted model, not a curated record.
UACUGCAACUUCAGCAGCUGUUUGGCUAUUGCUAGGCAACGUGGGUCCAAAUCACACAGGGAUUUCCGCUACAAAACGCUUUACGUUUCAGCCAAUGACAAUAUGGCCGAAAAGGAGAAACCGUCUGUUGUUGCCCAAGACGCGAUUCACAUCGAAAGGAUCAAGAAAGAGGAGAAACUUCUGAAGCAGCACACCAAGUUCCACAUCAACCCUUUCAGGAAAUUGCACAUCCUGCCAGACAAACCCAUGUCCAGGAGACCUCCAGAAGAAGUCUCAGAAAACUCGGAUUUUAUUAAAGAAUUGCACAGAGCCUACUUGGUGCCCAAGAAGAAAUACUCAACUCCACAAACAGAGAGCCAAGAAAUAGGAUGGGAGUCCAGCCCUCUGAUCCCACUGAUCCACCAAGAUAAAAGAUUUCAUUUCCACCGCGUCAGCACCGAUGUCACCAAACAUGCAGAACAUGCCAGAAAAACGGCUAAAUAAACCACAAACACACAGAGGGGCUCAAAUGUGUUUGUCCGCUCUGCCUCUUGCUGAGAAAUCCCUCAGCGGUUUCAUCCGGGUGCUAAUGAGGGGGAAAGGGGCAAAAAUGACAACUCGUGAUGUCACACAGGAGCCGAUCAAGAUGGGAACAGUAUUUGGAGAAUGUAGCAUCACAGCUGAGGUUUAUUCAGAUACCGAUGAGCUUUGAGUAUUGAAAAUGCUGAGACACCGUCACUGAUGAUUAAAACAGUUCUAAAAUAUCUCUAAGCAGUUCAC